AUGGAAGACUCUAUUGCCGGGCAAAGGGCCAAGCGGCAUAAAGUUGAUAAACAUGGACGUAUGUCGGCCUUCGAGAAACUGAAACAGCUAAAAGGAAAAGGAUCCAAGCAUAAAUACGAUGUUGAUGAACUUGAAAAUGUGUAUGACACUGUGGACGAGAGGGAAUAUAGCGAAAGGGUGCUACAGCGACAAGAAGAAGAUUGGAUUGAAGAUGAUGGAACUGGCUAUGUUGAGGAUGGCCGAGAAAUAUUCGAUGACGAUGACGAGAUUGAAGAUUCAUAUGUUGCGUCUGCCAGUAAGGAGAAUGGAAGAGGAGUGAAACGUAAAGCUCGUGUGGCUCCAACAGCGGGAAAAGGGAAUAUAAGAAAUCUCCUUGGUGCAAUGCCAGCUAAAAAGAAAGAGGAUGUGAAGAUAUCUGAUGACAAUAUAUUAUCUGACAUCAUGUCAGAUCUGGAUGGUAGUGGUACAGCAAUGGUUAAACCAAAACCUCAAGUUGUACAUAAGACUAACAUAGUUGAAUCCAGCAAAAAAGAUGCCCAAAAUUAUUUCAAAGCUAUGGCCUCUUCUGUUAAGAAAUCUAUUAUUCUUGAUGACCCACCCAUUAAAAAGGAAAUUGAAACACCUGUGACAAAAGAAGACACAAAUGGUCAUAUAUCUGCAAAAAAAAACUCUUGGAAAAUAGAUAAAGAAAUAAAAAAAGAACUAGAUGAUUCCUCUUCACAGAAUAUAGAAGAAUUUCAAUCACAAGACUUUGAUUUGGGUGAUGACUUUAGUAAUGAUGCAACACCUCAAACUAAAGUAAAGGAGGAGCUUCCAAACUCAUCCAACACAAUUACAGAUGUUGCAGAGGAAUUUCUUAAUGAUGACUUUGAAAUUUUUUCUGCAAAGAAGUCUUCACCUAAAAAAUUACAGCCAUUACACACAUCAUGGAAUGAGCAAAUUUGUGAUAAUAAUUUUGUAUCUAUACAAUCGGACGGAAAACUAUCUCUACAGACAAACAAAGACGGACAGAAAGUGUUAAAAUUCUAUUGGAUAGAUGCUUGGGAGGACAGAUUUGUUAAGCCUGGUGUUGUAUACUUGUUUGGGAAGGUUUAUGUGAAUCCCACCAAUAAAAAAGCAGGCUGUGUAUCAUGCUGUUUGGUUGUGAAAAAUAUUAAUCGUCAAAUGUUCCUCCUGCCUAGAGAACAUAAAUUGGACCCAGUUACUUUCGAGGCAACUGAUGAGGAAGUUACAAUAAUGGAUAUGUAUCAAGAAUUUAAUACAUCAGUAGCAGCAGAACUGGGUAUCAAGGAGUUCAAGUCACGAAAAAUCAGCAAGAAUUACUGUUUCAAUAUACCAAAUGUACCAGCACAGUGCGAAUACCUUGAAGUCAAAUAUUCUGCAUCUCUACCACCACCACCAACCAAACAGUAUCUUACUUUUUCUCAUAUAUUCGGAGCAAAUACAUCUUCCUUAGAGAUGCUUCUACUUGAACGGAAAAUCAAAGGUCCAUGCUGGCUGGAGGUUACCGAUCCUGAUAGUUCAGGACCCAAAGUGUCGCUUUGUAAAAUGGAGGGCAGUUGUGACAAUAUGGACAAUAUUAACGUUAUUAGAAGUGGAGACGACUUAGAACCGCCGCCCAUGGUUGUCGCUACCAUUAAUAUGCGGACAGUAACAGAUGCUAAAACAAAUAAAACAAAGAUUUUAAUGUUAAGUUGUCUGUCACACAGUAAUUUUCCAAUCCACAAGUCUGCUCCAAAUCCGCCGUUUCAACAACAUUUUUGUGUGAUGACAAAAUGUACUGAUGUAUGGCCGCUCGAUCUCAAACAAAAACUACCCGCAUACAAAGCUACAAAAUUAACAAAAUGUGAUACAGAGAGGGAGCUAUUAAACUGUUUUAUGGUCCAGUUCUGGAAGCUAGACCCAGACUUAGUCAUAGGACAUGAUUUACAAGGUUUUCAACAAGACAUACUGAUUGGCAAUAUUCUAGAUUUAAAGAUUCCUAAUUGGUCACGCUUAGGCAGGCUGAAUAGGACUGUGGCGCCGCAGAAAAAAUUCGCAGCAAAGGAUGCCUUCUUAGGGAGAUUGGUUUGUGAUAUAAAGAUAUCUGCUAUGGAACUAAUCAGGGCUCGAAGCUUUGACCUAGAUACCUUAUGCGUUAAUGUUCUUAAAAUGAAGGAAGGCGAGAGGAUAGAGGUCGCCCUAGAAGAUUUACCACGGUACUACGAAAGCAGCGACGAUCUCUUAAAACUUGUUACUCUAACCAUGCAAGACGGCUCGUACAUUUUGAAAAUAAUGUGCGAAUUGAACGUGAUACCGCUAGCAUUACAAAUAACCCAAAUCGCUGGCAACAUUAUGUCUAGGACACUACUCGGGGGCCGGUCGGAGAGAAACGAGUUUCUUUUGCUUCACGCGUUCACAGAGAAGAACUAUAUAGUUCCCGAUAAAGUAUAUGGGAAGAAGAAUAUUGCCGACGAUGAAAACGAUGACGAAAAACCCAAUAAGAAACAGGGGAAAAAGAAAGCGGCUUAUUGUGGUGGUCUAGUUCUAGAUCCUAAAAAGGGAUUCUAUGAUAAGCUUAUUCUACUCAUGGACUUUAAUUCACUGUACCCCAGUAUUAUCCAAGAGUUUAAUGUGUGCUUCACUACUAUCAAGAGGAGAAUUACUACAAAUUCAGACGACGACUUAAAUAAUUUAGUCCUGCCAGGUCCGAACACUGAGUUUGGCGUCUUACCGACGCAGAUCAGAAAGCUCGUUGAAAGUAGGCGGGAAGUCAAGAAGCUGAUGAAGGUGCCGGAUCUACCUCCAGAUCAAUAUAUGCAAUACAAUAUCCGACAGACAGCCUUGAAACUAACGGCAAAUUCCAUGUACGGGUGUCUAGGCUUUACGCAUUCUAGAUUCUACGCGAAACCGCUGGCGGCGCUAGUCACGAUGAAGGGAAGGGAAAUCCUUAUGGACACCAAAGAAAUCGUUCAAAAGCUAAACUACGACGUCGUCUACGGAGAUACGGACAGUUUGAUGAUAAACACGAAUUGCUUGGAUUACGAUUACGUCUUCAAAAUCGGAAACGAUCUGAAAAGGGAGAUCAAUAAAAAGUACAAACAAAUCGAGCUAGAUAUUGACGGUGUAUUCAAAUACUUGUUGCUACUGAAGAAGAAGAAGUACGCAGCGGUCAUUGUUAGUCGAAACAAGAACGGAGAAUUAGUGUACAGUCAAGAGCACAAAGGAUUGGACAUAGUUAGACGCGAUUGGUCUCAGCUGGCCGCCGAAGCGGGCAAGUUCAUCCUGAGCCAAAUAUUGUCCGAGCAGAGUGCAGACGAGAGACUGGAAAGUAUCCAAAACCACUUGAAUAAGUUAAAAGAAGACUUGUUGGGAAACCAGAUACCGUUGUCUCUGUUGACGAUCACGAAGCAAUUAACGAAGAAUCCAAAUGAAUACGCAGACAAGCACUCGCAACCGCACGUCCUAGUCGCGCUACGACUCAACAGCAAGAGCAGCCGUCGGUUCAAGAAAGGCGACAUCGUUCCCUACAUCAUUUGCGAAGACGGAUCCGCGAACUCUGCCACUCAGAGAGCCUACCACGUGGAAGAGUUGAAGAAUAUCGAGCACCUAAAAGUCGACCAUAAAUAUUAUCUCGCGCACCAACUCCAUCCCGUCAUAUCUCGUAUAUGUGAACCCAUCGAAGGCAUGGAACCGGCCAGAGUCGCUGAAUGUCUGGGUCUAGAUCCGUCUGGCUAUCGACAAAUUAAGAAGGAGAAUUCCAGUGGCGACACUUACGAAAUCGAGAAUGAACAAGAGAAGUACCGGCAUUGCAAGGAGUUUACGUUUAUGUGCGUGAACGAGAGCUGCAAAGCGCUGAACAAGAUACGAGAGACGUUCGUGAGAAACGACAAGGAGAGCGCGACGUUUCUCGAGAAAUGCCAGAACGAUAAGUGCGAGUCGAAGCCGAUAGAGUAUUUGGCGAGUCUGCAGAAUCAAUUAUGUUUGCAGAUAAGAGAAUACCACAGCGAGUACUACGCCGGCUGGGUGUCGUGCGAGGACCCGGCGUGCGGCGCGCGCACUACGCGUUUACCCCAAACUUUCCAAGCCGGGUACCCGCUGUGCCGUCAAUGCGAAAAGGGUCUGAUGUUCAGAGAGUACACGGAGAAAGAUCUCUACUUGCAAAUCAACUUCUUCUUGUUUCUAUUUGAUUUGAGCAAGCAUAUAAGUGCCAAAACAAAAGUAUCUCCCCAAAUCGCGAACGCGUUUCAAGUGCUGAAAGAACUAGUCGAAGAUUGGCUUUCGCAUUCGGCUUAUUCAGUCAUUUCGCUCUCCAAACUCUUUAGAUUUUUCAACUUGGACUCGAAGGGAACGAACAAGAUCAAAUCCGAGCCUGUCGAAAUUGACAUUCUGCUGGACACCAACAACAUCGAUGACUGA
This is a messenger RNA of Leptosia nina, 4398 nucleotides long. The record is from the annotation of a GenBank genome assembly. NCBI's taxonomy places the organism in Eukaryota, Metazoa, Arthropoda, Insecta, Lepidoptera, Pieridae.